GUCCUUUCUUCCUUGCUCUCGUGCCUGCUGCUUUCGGAUUCUGGUUCUCUUCUUUCUCCACAAGUUAAAGGAACCGCAGGAAGACAGGCGCGGGGCUCACUCAUUCCUUGCGUCGGGCUCGGACGAGCCAUAAAAGAAGGGAGCCUUCUUUGGCUUCUUCUGCCGAAAGAAGAAUGGAAGGGGGAGAGAGAGAGGGAGAGCGGAGAGCGGAGAUGGCGGGGCCUUCUUCGAGAGAGCCGCAGAUAACGAUGGCGGCGUCUUCCAUGUUCCCGGGGUUCAGGUUCUCGCCGACCGACGAGGAGCUCAUCUCGUACUACCUCAGGAAGAAGCUCGACGGCUGCGAGGAGCGCGUCGAGGUCAUCGCCGAGGUCGAGAUUUGCCGCCACGAGCCCUGGGACUUGCCAGCAAAGUCCAUUAUCAAGUCGGACAACGAGUGGUUCUUCUUUUCGGCUCGUGGAAGGAAAUACCCAAAUGGCACACAAAGUAGGCGAGCGACUGAACUUGGGUACUGGAAGGCCACUGGCAAGGAGCGCAACGUCAAGGCUGGCUCCAGAGUUAUUGGUACUAAGAGGACUCUCGUCUUCCAUUUGGGCCGUGCGCCGAAAGGUGAGAGGACGGAAUGGAUCAUGCACGAGUACUGUAUGGAUGGGAAGUCACAGGAUUCUCCAGUCAUCUGCCGCCUUCGCAGGAAUACCGAGUUCCGGAUUAACGAAGGCACGGAUCAGGCUUCUCCGAGUCAAAGGGAGCUGUCUUCUGUAGAUGAUAGAAACAACGUUACAUCCAAGGGCGGCAUCGAAGGGAUAACUCUGUCUGAAGCAGGGGAAGGCUUCGCAAGAAGGUGCCCGAGCAGCUACGACUCUCAUUCUGUUGAGCAGACGGACUCGGCAUCCGAAUCCAACCAGAACUUAUUGAACGAAGGGACGAUGACAGAAUCUUCCAUCCACCAGAAGGAUGAUACGGAGUUGCCCGAUGUGAAAUUUCAGGACCCUGAAGACGACGAAGAAGAUUUCUUUGCGGACAUACUGAAAGACGACAUAAUCAAACUAGACGAGUCCGCGGUUUCCCCAGCGCCCCCUCCCCUGCCUAUGGUGUCCCGUCAACUGGAGGCCGAGAGGCGAUCUCAAGAGUCGAUCAUAGCGUCCCUGUUGCAAGUCCUAAACUUCCCGACCGAGCCGGGCCAAAGAAUCGAUGACCCCAGAGAGCCGGAACAAGCGAUAACGUCGGCACUGGAUGGAUUAGAGCUGAACAAGGAAUACGCUGCCGACAAGGACAACAAACCAAGCGACGAGCAAUCACAGACGUGCUUGUUCACGACCAUUUUCUCCGGGAAAACAUUUGGUCGCCGGCUUUCGGCCGCGGUCCUGGCGAUUGCGGUCCUCGCUGGGUUGCUGGUGCUCCUGCUAGGAGGGUACCCGCGAGCGAAAACGGUCGCGCGGGACUUCGGGUUUUACGUUAACUUUUGGAAGUAAACGUUAGCUGGUGUGUCUCGAUCGCUUUUCUGAUGCCGGAGGAUCGGUUGGUGGAUCGGAGGAGUGUUCAUGUAUACCAAAAAAGUACGUAUAGAAAACUAGUUUCAUUACCCGCGUA
Eucalyptus grandis is the source of this 1587-nucleotide messenger RNA. Its product is annotated as NAC domain-containing protein 60. Gene Ontology annotation, molecular function: DNA binding. Bases 174 to 1469 code for a protein of 431 amino acids. NCBI's taxonomy places the organism in Eukaryota, Viridiplantae, Streptophyta, Magnoliopsida, Myrtales, Myrtaceae. The transcript is spliced from 4 exons. The record is from RefSeq and is a predicted model, not a curated record. Gene Ontology annotation, biological process: regulation of DNA-templated transcription.